Messenger RNA from Penicillium subrubescens, 1197 nucleotides. RefSeq names its product RNA-DNA hybrid ribonuclease. Gene Ontology annotation, biological process: DNA replication, removal of RNA primer. Gene Ontology annotation, molecular function: RNA-DNA hybrid ribonuclease activity; nucleic acid binding. The record is from RefSeq and is a predicted model, not a curated record. The transcript is spliced from 3 exons. The coding region runs from base 1 to 1197 and encodes 398 amino acids. NCBI's taxonomy places the organism in Eukaryota, Fungi, Ascomycota, Eurotiomycetes, Eurotiales, Aspergillaceae.
AUGAACGAAACAACACCCUCACCUAGUCCGGCGCCCGGGCCGAAAGCCUCCCCUCGCUCCAAGCCCUCUCCCUCGCCGACGGCCGGGACCAAGCGCAAGAGAACGACCGGAAACAAGCUUUAUGCGGUCAAGAAGGGGAAUAAGCCUGGGAUUUACUACAGCUGGCCUGACUGCCUGGCUCAAAUCACUGGCUUUAAGGGAGCUAUCUUUCAAUCCUUCCUUACCUUCGAAGAUGCCACCGCGUUUCUAUCUGGCGCUAACGUUCCCUCCGCAAAUGCUUCAGCACACGGCGCCGAAAACACACGAUUCUAUGGAGUCCAACGAGGCCGGGUCCCGGGUGUGUAUACGGACUGGACAAAAGCACAAGACCAGAUCCGCGGGUUUACGCGACCCCGGUACCGGAAGUUCUCGACGCGUGAAGAGGCAGAAGAAUUCGUGAAUGCAGGGAAAGAAGGAGCAAUUGCGUCACUUGAAUUUGGCGCUCCUGGCAUGACCACGGAGAAUCCCAAGGACGCAGAUGGUGUCGAGUUUGUAGCUGGUGACGGACCUCUGCCACAAGGUGCGGAGGACGGGUUCGAUCCCAAUGUCCUGCUAGAUCCAGCCACCGGCAAGAUGGUGUACAAGACAGUUGCCAAGAAGGCAGCGACAAAAACACAGGCCGCGGGAAUCCCGGGCAUGUUGCGGAUAUACACAGAUGGAAGCUCACUGCGAAAUGGUACCAAGCUGGCCUCGGCUGGGGUCGGUGUAUAUUUUGGACCCGGAGACUCAAGGAAUGUCUCGGAGCCACUCAAGGGAAGUCGACAAACCAACCAACGCGCAGAGCUGACCGCUAUUCUACGAGCCAUUGAUAUUGCGCCUCGUCAUCGGGAUGUUACAAUCUUCACCGACAGCCGGUAUUCGAUUGACUGUGUGACAGUUUGGUUUGUAAAUUGGCGACGCAAUAACUGGAUGACCAAGGACAACAAGCCAGUUGAGAAUCGCGACUUGAUCGAGUCAAUCUUGGUGAAGAUUGAGGAGCGUAAUGAGUUGAAAGUGAAGACCUUGUUCCAGUGGAUCAAGGGACACAAUCGCGACCCUGGUAAUGAGGCUGCUGAUCGUCUAGCGGUCAAUGGAGCCCACGAAGGAGUGAGGCAAAAGGCCGAGGCAUUGGAAGUCAGUCGGAGGGUGCCUGCAGCGGUAUUUGAAGAUGACUUUUGA